AUGGACCACACGGGCGGGACACCGCCUGGGACAGCUGAUGACAUGAUCCGGUGGAAAGACGUAGCGUACACGGAUAAUCAUCUGGACGAGCAAGGGCAGCCCGAGGUAAUGGAUCUGAGAGAAUCGUUAUGCAAGGCAGCUGAGAUGAGCUUGCCGACACUGCCAGAAUCAUAUGAUAUCUCACCAUCUUCAGAUGAAGUACUCGAGGAUUUAUUCCUUAUAAGGGAUGAGAUCUUCUUGAUUAGCAUACAAGGAGAUGCUUGCGUGGUUCGGAGCUUCGAUAAACUCGUCAACAUUCACUUGGUCGCGCCGUUCUCCCAUAAGCGACUUAAUCACAAGCUGGAUCCCUUGGGUACAAUCCUAUAA
Molecule: messenger RNA, 366 nt
Organism: Letharia columbiana
Lineage: Eukaryota; Fungi; Ascomycota; Lecanoromycetes; Lecanorales; Parmeliaceae
Exons: 1
Coding region: 1-366 (121 amino acids)
Source: RefSeq, a predicted model, not a curated record